AUGUCGCCGACCGAGCAAUGCGGUGGUACCUUGACGUUGGAUGAGGCCAAAGUGUUGCCAAAAGUGGAGCUUCAUGCGCAUUUGAGCGGCUCCAUCACGCAGAAGAAGUUGAUGGAACUCCUGGAGCGCAGGGGUCAAGGUGGAAGCUUCCAGCCCUUCAACUUCCAAAACGAUUUGUCCAACGCCUUGCAGAAGUGCUUUGGAUACUUCGCGAAGGUGGCGAGUGUCGUGGUCGACCUCGAGACCUUGAAGGAGUGCACUUUGCACGUCCUGGACACCUUUGCAGCGGAACAUUGCAUCUAUCUGGAGCUCCGAACCUCACCGAAGCAGUUCAAGGUGACAAAUGGCAUGGAGCAUACGACCAGCAAGCUGCAGUACCUCGAAACGGUGCGCGCAGCAAUCGAUGAGUUUCACGCCAAGGCGCUGGAAAGAUAUGGUUUUGUCAUGGAGGUGAAACUGCUGUUGAGUGUCGAUCGGGGAAAGAUCAGCUGCAAAGAAACAGCUUUGGCGCAGAUCGACGACGUGUUGAUGCUGCAGAAGGAGCAUCCCGAUCUGGUGGUCGGCAUCGACAUUUGCGGCGAUCCGCAUCAGCCCACCGUGACGCCCUACCUGCUGCCGGCCCUGAAGGAUCGAAAGGAGCAUUUCCAGAAGCUACCCAUCACCUUCCACACAGCAGAGAUUCUCGAUGACGAGGAGAGCAAGUUGAUCAUCGACAGUAUGCGGGAGCUCAACGUCAGGCGUUUGGGCCAUGUGACUUACCUUCCCGAUCACCAACGGCAACGGGUGCUGGAUGGAAUCUAUGAAGAUGAGGGAGUUGGUGUUGAGAUAUGCCCCACUUCAAACAUGGUCACCAAAGAGAUCCAGAGUUUGCAGGAUCAUCAUUUCCUGGAUUGGUGGAAAAAAUCGGACAAGGUCCUUCUGAGUAUCAAUACCGAUGAUGUCGGCCUCUUCUCGUGUGACUUGUCCUCAGAGGUACAUGACCUUGCUCAGGCCUUUGACUUGUCGCGCGACGACAUCGUCGACAUCCAGCGCCAAGCCAUUCAAUCAGCCUUUCAUCCAGAGAAAGAGCGCUUGCGGAGCAUCUUUGAGAAAAGGUUGGCGGCUGAGUUGCUGGCUCUUGAGCUCUGCGAGAGCGACUUGGAGCUGAUGAAACCUUGGCCGUCCAGCAGUAGCCGCGAUUGCAGCCACUUCUACACCACCUGUCCUGAGGAUGCAAGUUCAUCUGAUGGCGAAGGCUCCGUCGAUCAGUCCGUGCCAGACAAGAAGGACGGCAGCCGGACGACAGCCACGACGCUGGCGGAUUACCUUUCGGCCGCAACGCGUCGUGACGUCACCAUCACUGAUGAGCAAGGGCAACUGGCCGGGAAGGAGAGCGAGACGCCGCCGGACCUGUUUCAGGCUGAGACUGAACAUUCUUGCACAUCGGUGGGAGUCGUUGGAUUUCAGGAGGACAUGUACGAUGCGGUCUCCGUGGCCGCCUUCGGCGGGGUCGUUUUGCAGCUUCCCCGAGGUUCCUGUCACAACAAGCUGCUUUACUGUACCUCCGCUUGGGGCAAGAUUUGGAGAGCCCCGUGCACGGGGAAGGCGGAAACCGCGGAAACCGGAGUGGAAGGCGAUGCCAUAGGGAAAAGGGGUGUUGAGGGUGAACUGAAAAAGAUCUUGCCGUUUGCCAAAGUCCUGAUGAUCUACACGAUGGCGCUGAUGCUCUUUCCGGAGCUCUUGGUGGCUCUCCUGGAAAGUGAUGCCUUGCGUCUCAUGAUGUUCCUGGCGAAUCCCACCACCUGGACGGACAUCCAGCGCUUCGGAGGUCUCACCCAAGGAUCCAUAGCGGCAGGGUUCGAUGUCUUGGUUGCAGUCGAUCAGAACCCUAAGAUGUUAGCGUUGCACUCCAAAGCGCACUCAGCCCAUGCAAUUUGUGGGGACUUCGGAAUGAAGCAAACCGUGUGUGACAUUGCCAAAAAUGCAGGGGGAGCUCAGGUGAUCACCUCGGGCUUCAGUUGCCAGCCCUAUUCACGUCUUGGGGAUUGCAGGGGACAAGCCGACACCAGGUCGUCAUGUCUCACCAAAACAUUGAAUGCUGCCUACUUUUUGUUUUCACAAAUUGUUGUGUUGGAGUGCGUUGCACCAGCGGCGCAAGAUGGAUUUGUCCGUGCUGAGAUCGACCGUUUCAUUCGUCUCACUGGUUUCCAUUGCAGCCAGAUAGAGCUCCGUCUGGAUGAAGUGUGGCCCACUCGACGACAUCGUUCAUGGUGGGUUUUAUCGGCUGCUGACAUUGGGGAAGUGAAACUUUCUCCAUGGUCUCCUUUGACCAAUGUUUCGGAAGUUCAACACGUGAUUCCUGCCCUUCAGCCUUGGGAUGAUGAUGAUGAUGAACAUGCUCUGUCAUUAGAUGAACAUGAGAUGCAUGCCUUUGGUGUGAUUCAUGACACACAUGCCAAGUACCUUUUGAAUGCUAAGGGUCAGUGUCCUUGUGCUUUACAUGCUUGGGGUUCACAAACGAGAGCAUGUCCCUGUGGUUGCCGCUCCAAAGGCUUCUCGUCUGAAAGACUUGAAAGCAAGGGGCUUCACGGAUGUUUGACCAGGAGUGCUCCGUUGAAGGAUGGUACAGUGUUGGUUCGCCAUUUGCAUCCAAAUGAAUCAAUGGCUCUUAAUGCCAUGGACCCAGUCAUCGACUUCGGAAGUGAUGUUCGUCUCACCUUGUCUGCCACCGGUCAGAUUGCAAGCCCGGCACAAGCACUUUGGGUCUUGAGCUCAGUGUCUGCCAAGCUUGCAGCAAUGCGCAUGCAUCCGACCUUCGAGCCCAGUGCCCAACUACAGGCUUAUCGUGCUUGGCUGAUUAUGAGAUGUAGGCAUGUUUGGCCUUGUGAUAUUGAAACCAUCCAUGACCAAAUGUUUUUGUCUCUUGUCAAGUUUUGGGACAAGUAUCACAAUUUGUCUCUUGCUGAAGUCCUGUAUCCGUUGCGAUGGGUAGGUGAGCUCAGUGGCAUUGUCAGUGUGGCUUCAGUGUUGGAUCACAUCAUACGAGAACAUGAGACCAUCCCAUCUACUCUUCUUGACAAGCACAAAGAUGAUGAGGAAGACUUGGAUGCCACUCCAUGGUAUGAUGCGCCCUCCAUUGUUGAUGAUCCCACCACAGAUGGAUGUCUGUUUGCUGAUUCUUGCACGGUUGUUUUUGAAGGCACGUCUGAUUCUCCCAUUCGCUUUCAACCCAAAUGUGACUCUACUGUGCAACAAUUUAUUGAUGCUCAUCAGAAAUUGGUUGGAGAUUUGGUUGUGGGAGCCAUUACUCUCAAUGGAGUGCCCCUCAAACAUGACCAUGUAAUGCAAGUUGGACAAGUGAUCCUGAUUCAGCUCCUUGACGUUCAGGAAAAUGCCAAUGACCCGAAAGACUCGACACCUGCUGUUUCACCCACCGCUGAGUGGACUUGCCCUGCUGAAGUCCCAAUCCGAGUUCCCAGUGAAGAUCCAAUUGAAGUCCAUUCGCCACCCCGUAAGGUAUCCAAAUUUGAUGUGGGUGAGUGUGUCAUUCCAUCGAAGCUUCCUGAUCCGGAUGAGAAUUGGCUUGAUGCUUCCCCAUUCCAAGCGUUGCAGGGUGAUCAAUUCUUGAAGCUGCAGAUGCCAGUAAUUCAGAAUGCACAGCAGUUGUGGUCUAUUCGUCAUCAAUACUUCCGGACCGAAGACAGAUUGGCCCUCAUUGAUGCGCAAAGUGCAUACUGGGCUGAUGAUGAGAUGCGGUUUCACUUAUUUGCCUUGGCACAAACCCAUCAGGAAUACCAUGCUCGUUUUACCAACCUGAAUCCUCAAAUUUGCGUGUUGGACCCUCUGAUUGCUACUUCAUGGAUUCAAAACAAAGGGUUUGAUUGUGCCUUGUGGGGAAAGGAUCACCCAGAAGUUGCGUCCAAAGCUGUGCCCAUAAUCACGGCUGUCUUGGUGGAACAACAUUGGAUUCCUGUUUUCAUGGUUCCAGUUCAACAGGUGCUGCAGGUGAGAAUCUGGGAUGUUGCCUCGGCUGAUCACUCCCGUAUCGAUGCCUUGGCGCAGAAAUUGGCCAGUGGACUUGGAUUGACAUCUGCCCUGCUUUGUCAUGAGCAUAGGUUGUUUUUCACUUCCCAACUGUGUGGUGCUCUUGCGAUUGCCUUCCUUCGGGGAGCGUUAAUUGGUUCCCUGCUGCCCACCACUGAUGCGGAAGCUGGGGCAAUUCAUGUGAAACUCAGGGGUAGCUUUUGCCAAGAAUUGCGCCGAUGCCAAAUUACAAGAAGACCAUGGAUUUGGGGUGCUGGUGACACUGGUGGCCCCCCGGACACUCCGGAGUCAGGAGGCCGUCCAGUUGUCAGUGUUACACGUGAUGAACGUAUUGACCUGAUUAAUAGCAAUGGUUUGUCCAUGGGUGAUGAUGAGAUCAGGUUUCACCUCCUCAAAUUGUUGGAUAACCAGCCUGCGACCCGAGCACCUGGUUUGGAACGACAGUUCACUUUAGUUGAACCUUUGAUCUUCUCUUGUUGGCAGCCUACGGGCAAGACAAUUGCUGAGCUGUGGUCCAGAACCAAUCCCCAAAUACAUGUCCGUAGUCAGCAUGUUGUUACGGCCUUUUCUGUUCAGGGUCAUUGGCUCCCCGUUUGGUUUUCACCAGUUGAUGAUCAUGUCACGCUCCACACCCUGCAUGCUGACGGCCUGGACCUGUCAAUGUUCAAUGAAGUCCUUGCCCACAUUGUCCACCUUCUGGGUUUCAGUUCCCACACCUUGCAUUCAAUACCACCAAGGGUGACUGUACACGAUCUGUGUGGUGCGCAGGCUUUGGCCUUCCUUGCACAUGUCAUCAUGCGUAUGCCACUGCCAGAUACAUAUCAAGAGCUAAGGCAACUCCACACCAACAUGCGUGCAUCGUUUGUUGAAUUUCUGUACAGCCAAGAAACUGUGCCCAAGCCAGUGAUUUGGGGAUCGGGGCUUCCAGGGGAAUCCGGGCUACUCCCUAUAAUGCCCGAAGAAGAACCAUUUGUGGUGCCUUGCUGUGCAUUUGCAGCCACUCGCCCUUUCUCUCGUAGCUCCAUUUGGGAUCACUUUUGUUGCUGUGUCAGUCGUGCGACUGCCAAUCCUGCUGCUCCCACUGAGCAUGACAUCCGCCUCCAACGAGGGGACAUGUUGUUGGCCCACAGCUAUGCGAUGGGUGAUGAUGAGAUUCUGUUUCACCUCACCCAUAUCUUGCAGUGCCUUGAAAGCCGUCCCGCAGAGAGCCGUGAAUUCGUGCUGCUCCCGCCGCUGGAGUUGUGGCAUUUAGAGCAGGGCAACCCCGACCCAUUGCAUGAUUGGAUUCGACGGUUGGGGCUGCGCAGCACACCUGAGAGACAUGUGGUCAUGAUUCUUUGGAUUCAGCAACACUGGAUUCCGGUUUGGUUUGCCCCACAGCCGGUUGCGAUGUGCCAUGUCCUUUCAGAUUUUGCUACUGGAUUUGAGCAGUUUGGCCCACUCUUAAAGUCGGUGUGUGACGCCUUAGGUUCUCCUGAGUUUGUUACUCAUUCUGUGCCUCAUGGACUCCCUACGGACCGAUUGUGUGGAGUGACUGCUGUUAGUUUCAUUGCCCACAUUGUGCUUGGAACACGCUUGCCAAGUGACAUUGAGCAGCUGUAUGCCAGAUGCUGGAAUAUGAAGCAGGUGUUUUGGAGAGCAAUGCAAGAUUCCACGCCAACUCUUCCCACUGUUUGGGGUUGGGGUUCACCAUGGGAAUCCAGGCCACUCCCUUUAAUGCCUGGCUGGGGUCCUUUAGUGGCCUCACUGCAGUCACACCCUGAUGUAUGCCACGAUUGGUGGCUUGUCACUGAAGUUUGCCCACCCUCAACCGGUAUGAGCCCAGAGACUGGAAUGGCCUUCUCCACUCUUCGGUAUCAUGUUGAUUGGUUGAGACAGCAGUGCAUUCCGGAUCUCAUGUUUGAGGUGGUGUCCAGUUUCCAUGAAUUUGAUGCUGCCCUUCAUCGGUUUCACUUUUCCAGCGCUCAAGGUUUGUUGAUGGCAGUGUUGCAAGACUUCCAUUGGUCACCAGUCAUUUGUUGGAGAUACGAUGCCUGUUGUGUCCUUGCAUUUGAAACUUGCUUGAAAACCUUCCUUGCCAGGCUUCCCCAAUGGCUGACGCCUUGUGAAUUGGAGGUACCGGUACAAGUUUUUUGUGGUGCCAGGACGUUCCGCAUCCUAGCUGCAUUCACAGGCCACUGCACCAUGAUGCCAGAUGCCGAGUUGCAUGAAGUAUUGAUUGAGUCUUGUUCUCACCUGUGCCUUGACGGUUCACUUGUUGGUUACGGCCCCAGCGGGCAGUUGGUCAAGAAUUUGGCGGUUGAGCUGUCCAAACAUGGGGUCCCAGAGGCUCUGACGGAAGAGAGAGCACUUGCAGCUAUCAAGACCCUGGGAAGUGAGCAAAUUGCUACUGCACUUGGCCACCGGAAUCCAUGGAAACAGUUGAAAACCCUGGGAAACCUUUCCAAGUUUCACUUCGUUCUCCCUAGUGAACUUGUGAGUGAGAUUGCCAAAAAUAAAGGGAAACCGGUUACCCCUAAAGGGAAAGGCAAAGGGUCAUCCAAGUCUGUCUCACAUGCUGUAGAGCUUGAACCGAGCAAACUUCAAAUCAUGGAGGGCACUUUCCAAGCCCAAACUCACACCAUGUUGCAGUUGACCAUGAAGCAGAUUGGGCCAGUCAGCAGUGGAGUCAUCCUUGCGACUAUGCGGGAGGCUGAGCCAUAUUUACGAGCGGGUAAACCUGUGUCGUCGGAGCCCCUUGCCCUGGUGGUUUUGUCCCGCUCAUGCUCGGAUGUACAGACAGCUUUGCCUCACACUGCGGUGACAGUGCCUUGCCGUUGCACUGUCAAUGGAGAGCCGGUCCUUGCAGAAGCAGUUCUGGUACAACUCGGCACUGGCAUAGUUGAGAAAGCAACCGGUUCAGCCCUUGUGAGCGUUGACACCCCUGAUGUUGUCACUUUCAAAAUCAUGGUGUGCAAGGAUGAGUUGCACAGUGACUGGAAUGAGUUUUGCCUUGCCCCUAUCAGAUGUUUAGUCUCACUGCUGCCAAAGCUGAAACGUUGUCUCACUGAGGGCUGCAAUUGUGAGGCUUGGCACUAUGAGGAGCAACUGCCAUUGCGUGACCCGAUCCUGGACGUCUGGCGGCGCCAAUUCCUUAGAUCAGGUUUUAAGCCAUGUCCUGCCGACAAAGCUGAAAUCUUCUCUGUUUGCAUCAGGACGCCACAUUGCAUUUUGACGCCUAUGCUUGCAACCAGUGGCUCCUCUGGCGCCUAUUGUGAGCCCAGAACGCCAGACGGGAAAGAAGUCCUCUCUGACUUCACAGUGGUUUGGACGCCAAAACACAGUUUGCAGCAAAUGCAGCACCUGAUGCAGACCAACCCCGCUGUGCAAGGACUCGCCCGCAUUGGUGAGCGCAGGGGUCUCCGGGUCCACACAUCUCAAGCCAAGACGAUUCACCAGGUAGUUAGACCGGAUUCAAUCUACCUACCAAGUGGGCCCAGAACACUGUAUACCGUGGGACCGUUUCCCUUUGGUGUGGAUCGACAGGCUGUUGGAAAGAUCUUGCAUGCCGCAGGCUGGGAGUGCCGGCCUUUACAGCCCACGGCACCAUGCCCAGGGCGAGGUGCAAUGUGGCUCGUGCAAUCGACUGAAGAGCCAGUGCAAACCAUUAUUGCCACAACCACUGGGGAGAUUAUGAUUGCCAAACAGAAGCAGGAUGCUGUCUCACCAGGUGCCCAACCAAAGACUGUUGGUUCUGCCGCCACUUUGGCAUUGUGUGGAGCUCCAGUCCCUGGAAAGCAAACGGAACCAGACCCAUGGGCACUUCAAGACCCUUGGAAGACGUAUCACCCAACCGUCGGCCCACAGCCUGCGUCUAGUCCUGCCGAAGGUCUGCAGCAGAUUGAGGAGCGGAUCCAAACAGCGGUUCUUGCCAAAAUUCACCCAGCAAUGGAACAAGAUGAUGUUCCGGAUCGCGUCCAUGCACUUGAAGGACAGGUACAACAGCUCCUGUCGAAGCAGCAAAGCCUGGAAAACAACUUCCAGGAAUUCAGUGGCCAUCACUCUCAGCAGCUCAAUGCUUUGCAGGGGCAAGUGACAGCCCAGGCCCAACAAUUGCAUGGUCAUUUAGAAAACCAGAAUCAGACGAUGCAGUCGCUCUUCGAGCAGCAGAUGCAACAAAUUCGCGGCCUUUUGGCUAAGAGACCGCGUGACGAUGGUAUGGAUUUUGCCUGGGUGGACACCCUGUACCUGCACAGGGAAACCGGACACAUCAUGCUGCAUGGCGAGGGUCCGAGAUAUCUUGCAGGAGAUUGGAACGUGACACAACAUUCGCUUCCUGUGUUUGAACAACUGAAUGCUGCAGGUUUUGUCGACCUCCAAGACAUUGCGCAUGCUAAGUGGGGUAACCCCAUUCAAGCCACUUGCAAACACACCACGAGGAAAGAUUUUUGUUAUGUUUCACGUGAACUCCUGGCUAUUCUGAUUGAUGUUCAGGUUGCUCAUGAUGUCUUUCCGGACCAUGCAGUCUUGAUUGGGAUAUUCCGCAAGUUGGGGGACUGCCCGCCCCGUUUUGUGUGGCCUAGUCCUCACUGCUUUCCUUGGCCAGUGCAUUGGCAAGUUGACCCGAGCCAUUGGGCGAAUGCUGAGGGCACUGCAGACCAGCGGUAUUUGGCAGUUUGGAAACACAUUGAGGCACAGGCCUGCCUGGAUGUUCCUUUUCCUGUCGCCAAGCGAUUUAGAGGGCGUGCCAGCACGUCUGACACUCGUCAGGUUUUUGAUGGUAAAAUCCCGCCCCCUAAGAAAGCUCGUAAAGGAGACCUGAAACCACACUACCUUGCAGCGACCUUUCGACAUGCACAAUGGCUAUGCCAGACACGCAGACUGCAAUCGUAUGUCCGCUAUGUGGCUGUCAACCAGCAGUAUGAUGCACAUGCUUGCAAGUUGUGGGGAGCAAUUGUUCGGUCGACUGGUUUCACACCUAGUUUCACGGGUUGGUGGCAAUCAUGCAGCUUUAGGACCCAUUGUGCCCCUAGGAAUGUUCCUUUGUGCCCACCUGAUGCUUCCACUGCCACCCAUAUUUUUGAUUCGGUUGUGUUGGCCUUCCGAGCGAUGGAAUCGGAACUGCAGCAAGCAUCACGCCUUUAUGCCAAACAAAGGCGUGAGAUGAACCCUAAUUCCAUUUUCUUUGAUUUGCGCCCGCCUCAAACGCAAGGGGUUGAUGUCCUGUUGAAUGCCCAGACGGCCACUGUUGUUGAGGUGCGCAAUGAAGAUCAAAUGGUUAUUUUGGAUAGACCGUUGACAUGGGAAGCUGAGGUGCCACUCAUUUGCAAUGGUCAGUCGCUUGAGGUUAUACAUGCUGAACACGAUGCAGUGUGGGUUGAGCAGAGUGAUCAGGUUCACCCAGGACAGGUCAUCACACAAGUCCAGCGAAAGGGUACGACAACUGAAUUGUUUGAUUUGUUCUUGAGCACAUGGAAAGAGAUGUGGGAACGACAUGCUGCUGUUUCACACGACCGAUGGGAUGUCAUUUUGAGUUUUGCACGUUUGACCCUGCCUCGCACCUCACCAGCUUGGAGGAACAUGGCAAGUGAUGAUCUAGCAUCUUGUAUUGCCCAUAAGCGCCCAGCGACGUCUGCAGGGCUGGAUGGUGUCACCCUACACGAUUUGAAAGCACUCCCCUCUGAAGCGCUCUGCAAUUUUGUAGACAUGUUCCAGUUUGCUGAAUCCACAGGCAGCUGGCCAUCACAAGUUGUUGCAGGACGUGUGACUUGCUUGGCCAAAAGGGCUGAUCCCAGUGAUGCACUGGAUUUUCGUCCGAUUACUGUGCUUGGUUUGUUGUACCGCUGCUGGGGGACGUUUCAUGCGAGACAGGCGAUUCAGGCGCUGGAGAACUUCCUCCCUACUGGCCUUUUUGGUAGCAGACCUCAAUGUUACGCCGGCCAGAUUUGGUCCCAGCUGCUAUGGAGCAUUGAGAUGGCAUACGAGACUGGCAUGCAUUUAAGCGGCAUCAUUGCAGACAUUCAGAAAGCAUUCAAUUGUUUGCCUAGGGAGGUGGUGCUUGAGAGUUGUGCCAUUUUGGGCAUUCCCUUCUCUGUCUUGAAAGCAUGGGCUGGGGCUCUCACUACCAUGCAACGACGGUUUCAAAUCAACGGCAGUUUGAGUCCGCCAGCCUUUAGCAACUGUGGGCUUCCGGAGGGUUGUGCACUCUCUUGUGUAGGGAUGAUGGUUGUUGACAUGCUAUUCCAUAACUGGAUGACACAUUUCUUCCCGUUAUGCCAGCCGAUUUCAUAUGUUGACGAUUGGCAGAUUCUCAUGCAUGACUCGCGAGACCUUGAGAAUGUGUUUGCCUGCCUGGAACGUUUCACACAUGCACUCGAUUUGCGCCUGGACCACCGCAAAACCCAUAUGUGGUCCACUUGCGCUGCCACUCGGAGUGAUCUCCGUACUCAGGGGUAUAAACUUUCAACUGGUGGUCGAAACCUGGGUGCACAUGUGCAGUUUUCACGGCAACAUACUAACAAGAGCCUGAUGGACCGUAUUCAUUCAGUCACCCCUCUCUGGCCCAAGCUCCGAAUGUCGGCAUGCGGCUAUCGGCAAAAAGUGAGAGCGCUUACUUGUGCUGCGUGGCCCAAGGCCCUUCAUGGAAUAGCUGCGACCUCAGUUAGCCUUGCUGCUUUUGGUUCGCUUCGUUCCGGGGCUAUGAAGGGCCUUCGGGAGGACUCUGCUGGGGCCAAUCCAUUUGUUCACCUUGGCAUGCUUGAAAGACCUUGCACAGACCCUCAUGCCUGGGCCAUAAUACAGACUUUGCGCCUUGCCCGCGACUGUGGACAGAAAGAUCGAGUGGAACAGGUCCUCACAGAGAUUGUUGGUGGCUCUGAGGCCUUCCCUGCCAAUAGCAUCACCAACACGUUGUUAGGCAGAAUCCAAAGCUUAGGAUGGCAUGUUUCACCUGUGGGCCACCUGCAUGAUGUCAUAGGCUCGUUCUCACUCUUUGAGAUUUCUGCUGCUGAGCUGCUUUUCCGGGUUGAGUUCCAAUGGCCCUCUGUUGUGGCGGCUGAGGUGUCUCACCGACCUUGCUUUUAUGGCCUUGAAUAUUCAGACCCGGCUGAUGUACGGAAGUGGUUAGCUUCACUGGAUGUUUCAGACCAGGCAUUGUUUCGCAAGGUGUUGAACGGCACCCACAUUACGCAGGAUGGGAAAUCUUAUUGCCAGGAGAGUCAGGAUGACAUGUGCCCUUUCUGCUCCUGCAGUGACAGUCGGUAUCACAGGUUUUGGCAGCGCGAGCAUUUUAAUUUUUUGCGUCAGGAUGUCCCACAUGAUGUUCUUGAUGCCAUACUUGAUUUGCCUCAAGCACUUACUUGUUCGGGUUGGUCCCUUGCGCCGUCUACUUGGUUGGAAUGGUGCCAAUACUUCGAUGCUUUGAGACCUAGCCCUGUCCCCUCAUGCAUGUUUCAAGGUGAUGUUCAUCUUUUCACUGAUGGCAGUUGUGCCCACCAAAAGUGCUCGUAUACACGCUUUGCGGGUUGGGCUGUGGUUGUUGCUCCUGUUCAGUGCCAGAGUGAGAUUGCGCCUUGUGAAGUGAUUGAUUCAGGUGUUUUGCCAGGUUUACUGCAAAGUGCGGUUCGUGCCGAGAUCUUUGCUGUGUUGCGAGCCCUGUCAAUUACUAGGUCUCACCAAGGAGCUGUUCAUAUCUGGACGGAUUGUGAUGCAGUGGUCAAGCGAUUGCGCCGUAUCAUUGCGGGUUGUGAGGUUAAAACCAAUAGCCUCCAUGCCGAUCUUUGGCUUGAGAUUCAGCAAUGUGUGCAGGACCGGCCAGGGCCUACAUUCAUCACACGUGUAGCUGCCCACCAGUGUGUUGAAGCAGCGACCAGUGCUUUUCAGGAGUGGUGUUUUCACCAUAACACGAUUGCUGACACUCAUGCUGUUCGUGCAAACUAUAGGCGAGACCAGGUCUUUUGGGAGUUGUAUCACCGCCAUGUGUCUGCGAAGGAGGGCAUUUCUCGAAUCAACCGUGUUGUGCAGCAGGUGCAGUUGGUCAUCAGUAGGGAGGUUGUCCGCAAUCAAUCACCCUUGCAACUUGACGUGACCCAGCAUGAACCAGAAGAGGUUGAGCUCCCUUUGCCUGCAGUACCUUGGAAGCCUUUGCCUCCGCUCCAUGUUCCAGGUGGGGCGAUCAGAUGGUAUGGUGACGCGAUGCCGAGGCUCAUUCUAAGUUGGUUCUGGCAGACGCUGGACCGUCGUUCUGAUGGGAUGCGAUGGGUGUCACAUUUUCAAUUGUAUGCGGAUUUCAUGCACAGCACGGGUCACCCAGGCCCUACGCAUUUAGACAAAUGA
Cladocopium goreaui is the source of this 12336-nucleotide messenger RNA. The record is from the annotation of a GenBank genome assembly. NCBI's taxonomy places the organism in Eukaryota, Dinophyceae, Suessiales, Symbiodiniaceae.